Messenger RNA from Gorilla gorilla gorilla (western lowland gorilla), 563 nucleotides. Its product is annotated as oxidation resistance protein 1-like. The transcript has a single exon. The record is from RefSeq and is a predicted model, not a curated record. The coding region runs from base 1 to 492 and encodes 163 amino acids. Gene Ontology annotation, biological process: response to oxidative stress. Gene Ontology annotation, cellular component: nucleus. Lineage: Eukaryota; Metazoa; Chordata; Mammalia; Primates; Hominidae.
AUGAAAAGUUUACUGCCAGAUCAAAUUGAAAAGCUUACCAAGCAUCUUCCACCAAGAACAACUGGCUAUCCAUGGACUCUUGUUUAUGGUACUGGAAAACAUGGCACAAGCUUGAAAACUCUUUAUCGAACAAUGACAGGUUUAGACACCCCAGUGCUGAUGGUGAUUAAAGACAGUGAUGGACAGGUUUUUGGUGCGUUAGCAUCUAAGCCAUUUAAAGUGAGUGAUGGCUUUUAUGGUACUGGAGAAACCUUUGUUUUUACAUUCUGUCCAGAGUUUGAGGUCUUUAAGUGGACAGGAGAUAGUAUGUUUUUUAUCAAAGGAGACAUGGAUUCACUAGCUUUUGGUGGUGGAGGAGGAGAAUUUGCCCUUUGGCUUGAUGGAGAUCUCUACCAUGCAAGAAGCCAUUCUUGUAAAACGUUUGGGAAUCGUACACUUUCUAAGAAGGAAGAUUUCUUUAUCCAAGAUAUUGAAAUCUGGGCUUUUGAAUAAAUACAAUGCUCUCUGUCUUAGCAGGAGAAUGGCCCAAACCUGACAUGGACAAGCAUUAUUUGGAAAGUUCA